Molecule: messenger RNA, 2382 nt
Organism: Homarus americanus (American lobster)
Lineage: Eukaryota; Metazoa; Arthropoda; Malacostraca; Decapoda; Nephropidae
Exons: 10
Coding region: 220-2115 (631 amino acids)
Source: RefSeq, a predicted model, not a curated record
UCGUUGUAUAUAGCAGUUACUCAUUCACCCGAGCCACAGUUCGCUCUAUUGUACGUUUAAUAGUGUACAUUAAUCGCCGUACAACUAGUUACCUUACUGUACCACCAACAACAAGAAAAUUAUAAAGUAAUUCGGGUAUUCUUUCCAGACGCCAUACACCAAGUACUGAGUAAUUUGAACAAGUGUACAGUGUUGGCUAGUGGAGAGCACAGAGUUGUCAUGAGGAAUUUGUACCGAGUGUUGGCGUUUGUUGCAGCGUCCAUGGGGAGCCAGAUAACAGAACCACCUCACUACUACCAGACUAAGACAGCCGGAUGUAACAGAGAACAGCCAGAAUUUUGGUCGUGCCACAACCAGUUUGUCAACACACCUCAGUAUUCCAGUUGUUUCUUCAGAACUAUUGCAGAGGAAAAGGAAGACAAAGAUCCGAGGGAGAUAGAUAGAGAGCGACAAGCAGAAUGCACGUUACCUCCCCAGGCAAAGCUUUACCCAGCUCAAGACCGGCCAUUCCACCUUGCUCUGUAUUACAUCAGCGAAGACAAUCUAUUUCGUCCUGGUCUUGCUAUCUACUUUCCCAAUAAGACGACAGAAAAUACAACAUUCCGCUUUCAAGAUACAUAUAAUUCUCGUGAACAAGAUUUAUGCUUUCAAAUGAUUCUUACUAAUGUGACUUUACCUCUGCAAGACACCUUGACUUAUGACUGCCCGUUCUUUGAUCAUAUCCUCGACCGCACAUUACAACUGACCGUACAGGAUAGCGGUGGAAGAGGCGGUUUAUACUCGUUUGUUGUGCCUAAUGCUUCAAGAAUUGAUCCUUACCAGACGAGACAAGAAGACUGGCAUCUGUUCCACUAUGUCCAUCUGUCACACAUUCAGAGGCAUUUAGGUGUACCAGUGACCCUCCAGACGGCACCGUUUGCUAACCUAUCCUAUGGUGUUUCCCUUUGGCGCUGUCAGGAAGAUGAUUGUGCUAACCUAGAACUCGUGAAUACAUUAAGAAUUGAAGGACCUAAACGUAUCUACCUGCGAGAGGAUGAAGCACCUCAGGUAACUCGUGUCUUCCCUCGACCUUCUCCCGGCAAAUACCUCAUCACAUGUCGAAUCCUGGACCCAGACUCUCCUGCAGAAGGAUUCUACAAUGCAACCUCUCCCGAAUUUGUGGUGCCCCCCGAUAUUUUCCUGACGAUGGUGAUAGUCAUUACUAUGGGAGUGCUGGUGGUGGUGGUGACUCUCUCUCUGGCCUGCCGGUACCUACAGAAAGUGCAGAAAGAUAUUUACCUUCAGCUGAAAGAAGAUAAGCAGAUGCGUCCCAGAGUGUUGCUGAUAUACCUUGCAGAGUCCUGGAGUCACUUUGAGGUCGUGGUGAAAUUGGCGAUUUUCCUGAGAGAUACCUGUUUCGUUAACCCUUUCAUGGUCGACACUCACAGCAUCAGAAAGCACCCUAAUAACUGGACAAGCGAACACUUCCAAUUAGCUGACCGAGUCGUGUUCCUGGUGCCAGAGAACUUGUCCUCUCAGAGUGUCACGCCCAACAAGCGGCACUGGGAAUAUGCUCUUUGGUACAUGAAUGGCCCUACCUUCAACCAGAACCUCCACAAGUUUGGCACUGUGCUCAUGCCCUUCAGUGCCCCCGUCCCCCAUCAGAUCGCUCACGUGCAUCGCUUUAAACUCCUACAAGACCUGACCAGCUUUGUGAUCUGGCUCCACAACGGCAAACUGCUGGACCGCUGGCUGUUCUGGAGGUCACACAUCAAAUCAACAAGUAGUGAAGGUGACACUCUCUCUUUCCCUGACCUGAUGCGCCUCCUACAGAAAGAACCGGUGGGUCACAGAGACGAGAAGUUCAAGUUUGAGUGGACGACCUGUCAAGAAAUCCUGAAGGGGGAGGACAUUAAGAUAGAACAACCUCAACCUGAAGAAGUAGCAGAAGAAACAAAAGAAGCAGAAGAUAUGACAAAGUGUAGAAAUUCCAGUGAUAAUGACAUAUCCGAAGUGUUUGAUAGGGCCAUAGCCGACGUGAGUGUCCUUGUUAGUGAGCAGCCUGACGAAGGAGCCGAAGGAUACGAGUCCUCAGACUAUGAAGGAUCUAUCUUAAACGAUGAUAUUUUACUCUAAUGAUAACAAGAGUAACUGGUGAUUUAAGGUCAGAGGUCAGAGGUCAGAGGUCAGCCAAUGAGUUACCUUCCCUAUAAUGAAUCCAUAGGUGCUCUUGACUUCCCGAUCGUCCUACAAAGGUCCCCUCAGACGGCAAGUUUUUGCCAACAUGGGGGGUCGACAUAAACGUCCCAGAGGAGGUUCUCUCAUGGACGCAGACAUCUCUGAUACGGAUGCCAUCGCCAACUUGCCUGGUCAUACUGAAUUCAACACCCUUCAAGAGUCAGA